UUUUCCUAAUUUUUACUGCAAUUACGCAUAAAAAUUGAUAUUAUAUAGUUUCCAGGGAAAAUACAACCAAUAUGUCCAAUAAAUACGCACAGAACACUAAUAUAGCAUUGCAAAACCAGCUGGUACAAUGGAUAAACGAUGCAGGUAUGGCGGAAGGCCACAAGAAAGCGGAUCUUCUCCGUAAGAUUAUAGAAGUCCUGCUUCAUCAAGCGUCUCAGAUGGUCCCUGUGUAUAUAGAUAACAUCCUCAGUUAUGUGAGCGAUAAAUCUACAGAGGUUAAGAAGCAAGUUCUAGCUUUUAUAGAAGAAAUCAGUAAGCUCCAUCCACAAUAUCUGCCAAAAGUAAUAGGCGGGCUCCGUCUUCUCGUCAUCGACGAAGUUAUUGCUGUACAGAAGAGAGCCAUACAGGCCUCGAGCAUUGUGUAUAGGAAUACUUUGCUGUGGAUCUGCAAAAGAUAUGCAGAGCAGACCACAGACCUUACUGAUGUACAGUAUGUGUGGCAACAUCUUACAGAACUUAAGUUAAUAGUACUAAACAUGAUAGAUAGCGAGAAUGAAGGCAUCAGAACACAUUCAAUCAAAUUCCUUGAAGAGGUGGUGCUGCUACAAAGUUCUGGUGGCAACACUGAUAGCAAUGAAUUCACAUUGGAUAGUUUACCUUUGCACAUUCCAUUCUUGAAACGGGGAGCUCUCGAAGAAGAAUCUGAACACAUUUUUACCCUACUAGUGAAGUUCCACAACUCGCAGCACAUAUCGAGUGUCAACUUAAUGGCGUGCAUGACUACACUCUGCUUUCUGGCCAAAUACCGACCGCAUUUCAUGCCACGUGUGGUACUGGCGCUUGCUGACUUACACACCACGUUACCGCCAACCUUGUCACAAUCUCAAGUGAACUCUGUCAGAAAACACUUGAAAAUGUUACUGAUAAACAUUGUCAAGCAUCCUUCUUCGAACGAUAUGCUGCCUCAACUAACUCAGCUGCUUUUAGACAUAGGUAUGACACAGCAGGAAAUUAACAAGGUUAUCCCUAAAGAACGAAGGAAUAAAAGACUAGGGGAAAUCAAAAAUGGGGACGUGCCAGCUAAAAGAUAUAGAGUUGAUUCUCCUCAAAGUAACAGUAUGGGGAGUGAUAGUAACAGUCGAAGUGACUUUAACUUUGAUGAGGAUAGUAACCAAGCAAUUUUGCCCACUACUACACUGCUACAGCCAGCUGCACAGUUACCUGCGCCGCUGCCUGUGCCAAAACCUCUAAAUGAAGAUGUGCUUUUUGAUGCCCUUGAUAAUGUUCAUAAUGUAGUCAAGCUUGUGAUGGCUACAUUAGCCAACAACCUGCCCGAUGACAUGCCUGAAAAUUUCAUCAAUGUUUAUAAACCUAUACCAAAUUCAGGCAGCAAAGCGCAGAAAAAGAAUUUAGCCAAAAUGAUGAUGGCUCAUAUUAAUGGGGAGCCCUUACUUUCCCUGACGCAUGUUCCAACGUCAUCGCUGACUGAUUUGGCUGCUAAAAUACCUUUGUUAAGAGAUGAUGACGAAAAGAUUACUCUUAAGAAUGCUGUUGCAAAACUUCAAGAGUCCACAAAAGCGGAUAAGAAAGUUGAGGAUGCAGUUUCCAAACUAAUGGAAGAAACAAGACAUUUGAAAGAAGAGGAAAGAAGGACCAAAAAUAUGGAGAAAGAAAAGGAAAAAGAGAAACACAUCCCUCCACCGACGCCUACCGUCCCAAAAUUAAAGCAGAAAGUGAAGCUACUCAAAUUGCAAGAAAUCACUCAACCUAUACCAAAAGAAAUAAAAGAAAAACUAAUGAUUCAGGCUGUAGCCAGGAUUCUGCACGCGGAAAAAGACGCAGCAAUUGGAGGCGCAGCACAGUUACGUUCAAAAUUCAUCACAAUAUUCGCAUCUAGUUAUACUCCAGAAAUCCGCGAUUUAGUUCUCAAUUAUAUAUUAGAAGACCCUGCUAAUAGGAUAGACCUAGCUUUAUCCUGGUUGUAUGAAGAAUAUGCCUUCAUGCAAGGUUUCAACCGUCACCCUGUAACCUUGCAGCCUAAAAUGCAUGAGAAGCAUGACCAAAACUACAAUCAAUUGUUGUGUGCAUUGAUUACACAGCUUUUUGAGCGCGGCGAACCAGCUACUGAGAGUUGCAAAGAUGUUCUACUGCGAAAGAUUUACUCUGAAGCCCCUGUCAUUACGGAUGAGGCGAUUGAUUACUUGAAACAUCUCGUAACGGAAGAGAAAGUGGCAUUUUUAGCCUUGGAACUCCUGGAGGAGCUUUGCAUCAUGAGACCACCGCGAGCUCAUAAAUAUGUACCUUCUCUUGUUUGCCAUGUUUUAAGCGAAAACGCAGAAAUCCGUGAAACAGCUCUAAAAUCAGCACUCAAAGUGUUUUCGCGAAGCACAGACGCCGCGCGCAAGGCAAUCGAGAAACAUGCUUCGCUUUAUCUCGGAUUCAUAUCGCUGAGCUGUCCGCCCUCCGAGCUAUUAGGGGGAAGACAUGCUCGAAUGGCGUGGACCGAUGACAUGUAUAAAACUUGCCUGAACCUUGUUAUGGCUUUGUUCCCCGAGAACGAAGCAAAUCAUUUAAUAAUCGAGGUAGCGCGUGUUUACGGUUGCUCGGGCGCUGAAGCGAAACGUUGCGUACUUCGCGCAGUGGAAGGCCCGCUUCGAGCGGCCAUUGCGAAGCAGCCCCCCAUCCGACCUGCCUUCCUCGCGCUUCUCGAAGAAUGUCCGAGAGGAUCGGAGACUUUGCUCACUCGACUCGUGCAUAUGCUUACUGAGCGAGCUGCACCUUCGCCUGAAUUGGUGUCGCGAGUACGGGAGUUAUAUGCAACGAGGGUCUCGGACGUGAGAUUCCUUAUACCCGUGCUUAACGGACUCUCCAAGAAAGAGAUCCUAGCCGCAUUACCAAAGCUAAUAAAGCUGAAUCCAGUGGUGGUAAAGGAAGUGUUUAACAAACUUCUAGGUUUACAGACUCCGGAUGAUGAGAAUCCGCCUGUGACGCCGUCGGAGUUGUUGGUCGCUCUGCAUCUCAUCGACCCCGCGAAAGCCGAUCUCAAGUACAUGAUCAAGGCCACAGCCAUCUGUUUCGCCGAGAAGCAAGUCUACACGCAGGACGUGGUGUCAGCAGUUUUGCAACGGCUAAGUGAGGAAUCGGAGAUUCCGGUACUGAUGAUGCGCAGCGUUUUACAGGCGCUGACACUCUACCCCGCCGUCGGCCCUCUUGUACUCAACAUAUUAGAAUUGUUGCUCGAGAAAGAGGUGUGGAGCCACAAGGUGGCCUGGGAGGGUUGGGUGAAGUGCUGCGAGCGCCUGCUGCCGCAGUCGUGCUUCCUGCUGGCGUCGCUGCCGGCGCGCGCGCUGCCGGCCGCGCUGCAGGCGUCUCCGGCGCUGGCCGCGGCGCUGCGCCACCACGUGGCCGCCAUGUCCGCCGCCGAGCGCGCGCUGCUGCCGCCGCACGUGGCCGCGCACCUCUCGGAACCCCAGUUCAACGUGCCAUCAUCGGCCACGCCCUUAGAGCCGCUGCCGCCUGGCAUGGAAUGACCAGAGUUUGAACCUUCCGACGAGACACAGUAAAGAAGAUAUUUACGAACUGUUUUAACGUGGGAUAGUUAAUGUUUCCGAGAAAUGGAAAGUCCACCUUCAUAGACUUUAUAGUGUAUUUACUUUGCGCAACGGUACUGUCAACCGCACGCUAAGCUUUGCACUUAAGUACGUAGUAACACGAGCAGCAUAACGUCUUCAUAACAACUACAAAGUAGCAGUACGUUAGUUGGCAUAUAGACUGACAGCAGUUAGGACUCUCUUAUCGUAAAUGUGCAUCACUUGAGAAGUUUAAAAAAAGGGUUUAAAUCUUAAAUGCAAAGCCCAAGUGUCGUUAACGGUACUUCGCGCCUGUCAGAAACGAUCGUAAUUAGCAAAUAAAUCGGACAUACGCUGUACAUGUUCUUGUACAAUAAGGGCCCGCACACGUCGGCGAAUGAGAUUGAAGAGUACAUUAAAUACGUCAAUGUAUAUUUUAACCUAUAAAUUCUAAUAAGGUAUAAAUUUCAAUGCUUUGAGACCAACCUCGGAAUAUCGCAUCGCAUUUCAAUCUACGACACGCUAGAGGAUACCGCGGCGGGAGACGCCAUUAUGCGAUGGUUAUGCCGCGGAGUCUGCCUGAAUGCACUGGAGUAGCGGCAAACGGGCGUAAGCGGACGCUGCGGUACAGUGGCAUCGUAUGGAAUGCUUCUCAUCAGUGUACACUGGCAGGUUCAAGAUCCUCUUCGAUGCUCUCCUCCGCCGUCUGUCGAUUACCGCUGACCUAAGGGUCAGCAUUCAGUCUUUGGAUACCUAAGUGUCCAAGGAUUGAAUUAAUGUAGCGAGACAAUACUCUGUUAUCUAUUAAUAGGCCCAAAGAAAGAAAUCAAGGCAAAGAUGAAAUAACUCCUAGAUUGACACUUAAGAAAGGGAUAAUAUUAUUUGAUCCCCAAAGAAAUAAUUGGUCUAUUGUAAAUGUGCACUUUUUUAAAUAAAUGAUAUUUUUUUAUGUUUGA
Molecule: messenger RNA, 4525 nt
Organism: Hyposmocoma kahamanoa
Lineage: Eukaryota; Metazoa; Arthropoda; Insecta; Lepidoptera; Cosmopterigidae
Gene: Sym
Product: symplekin
Exons: 14
Coding region: 72-3530 (1152 amino acids)
Cellular component (GO): mRNA cleavage and polyadenylation specificity factor complex
Source: RefSeq, a predicted model, not a curated record